Schizophyllum commune H4-8 is the source of this 726-nucleotide messenger RNA. RefSeq names its product meiotic nuclear division protein 1. Gene Ontology annotation, biological process: reciprocal meiotic recombination. NCBI's taxonomy places the organism in Eukaryota, Fungi, Basidiomycota, Agaricomycetes, Agaricales, Schizophyllaceae. The annotation marks the transcript as partial. The transcript has 7 exons. Gene Ontology annotation, molecular function: double-stranded DNA binding. The record is from RefSeq and is a predicted model, not a curated record.
GCACCGCGAGGACUUUCAGCAGAAGAAAAGCGCGUCAAGAUGCUGGAAAUAUUCCACGAGACGAAGGACUUCUUCCAGCUCAAAGAACUGGAGAAAAUCGCGCCUAAAACGAAAGGCAUCGUCUCGCAAUCCGUCAAAGAAGUCGUCCAGUCACUCGUCGACGAUGGUCUGGUGCAAUCGGACAAAAUUGGUUCAUCGAACUUUUUCUGGAGUUUCCCCUCCCAGCACGGUGCUGCAAUACAAGCCCGUUUGUCAAUUGCGCAAGCGAAACGAGCGGAAGCUGCGCAGCAGUUGAAGGAAGUACGAGCAAGCGUCGAGGAGGAGCGGGCAUCGAGACGCGAAACGGAAGAGCGUCGUGCCAAACUGGGCAAGCUCGCCUGGCUCAAGCAACAUCAAGCCACACUGCAGACCGAACUCAGCGCGUAUGGCACGUGCGACCCUAUCAAGGUCGAAGAGAUGAAGCGCGCUGUAACUCUAGCUAGGGAAGCUGCUAUCCGAUGGACGGGUGAGAGCGCGAACGCGUUCACGGUUACUCAUUCGGACAGCGCUGACUACUUUCAUAUCCUCGCCAUCUCACUGGAUGCGCCCUAUUCUGGAUACCUCCGCUCCCCCGCGAUAGACAACUACUCGGUGCUCGAAUCCUACGUUCGCCGACAGACCGGUGCAGAAACCUCGGACAUCCGGCAGCAUCUCGGCGUCGACGACGAAUACGAGGACAUCUGCUAG